CUGGGAUACGGUCGGUAGUGGACGUACACACCCGGGACACAUUAUCAUGGGUCAUGCUUUUCCAAGGACCUAGUAUGGUGCCCAGUGAAGAAAUCGAUCCCAUUGACGUGUAUAUUGGCCCUCUUGGUGACUACUGCUGGUGCGACGGUAAACACGCCCAGUGGAGCCGAUAGUAGCGUGCUCAAGGAAGGAGAGUGAACCGUGUCACGCAAACUUGCUGUAGUAUAGAAAUAGCGACGCCGUGAACAGAAACUGAGCGACUUCAACGCAACGCAGGUGCUACGGCGGGAGGUGCUGUGUUACACCCAUCUAGUCAAGACCAACCAUUUACCGUAGAUUAAUAUUUAUUUAUUGCUAUUAUGUACGUGGAUUUCCUACCCCCGCCAAAUAAAAUGGGAAUAAAGUCACUCAAAACGCUUACAAAGCCGACUAAGUCAGACCUGCCUGCUCCGGUGCCCCCCCUGACCCCCGGCACCACCAAGAAGAUGACCGACGCCCUGCGGUUGUCCUUCGCGUCCUGGGAGAAGGAGCGGGAGAAGCACAACAUCACCAAAGAUCCCAAGCAGUGGUCAGAGGAUAACGUGAGGCAAUGGCUGAUGUGGGCCAUCAAGGACUUCAGCCUGGAGGGAGUGUCAGUUCAGGAGUUCCAGAUGAAGGGCCGCGACCUGGUGGGGAUGGGCCGCGACUCCUUCCUCGACCGCACGCCUCCUUUCAUGGGCGACAUCCUCUGGCAACACCUAGAGUUCCUUCAGAAAGAUGUGGAGGAGGAGUCUGCCUCGCUGGCCCAUGUGCCCUCCACCUUACAAGAAUACAUCCCGGACUUCAAUGAGUUCCUGGAGGGGUACAGUGGCCCCAUGCCCGAGCACCGCCUCAACCCAGUGCACACUUCCAGCUCCUCGUCCUCCACACACGCCCCUCCACCACCCUCCUCGGUGCCGGUCGCCUCCCUCCCACCACAGGCCGCCGUGCCCUCCACCGCGUCCUCAUCGUCGUCGUCAGCCACCACCACUUCACCCUCCAACACAUCCUCCAGCACGCCUCACCCGCCCCCAACACAGUCCCUACAGUACCUCGACGACAACAGAAGAAGGGCGUGGAGCAGGAACGGUGGCUACCCGAGCACGGAGAGCAUGGGUGCCGUGAGCGAGCCUCCGUCAGAGGGAUCCCCGGGAGGGUAUAUACCCCCUCCUUAUGCUGAUGCAGAGCCAGAACUUUACCACACUCCUCCUGACCACCACUCAGGGGUCCACUACCUCGACCACACUGCUCCAGACUUCUACGGGGACAAGUACCGACUCUCUUACUUCAAGUACCCGCUGCCCACGCCUCCCCACAAAUAUCCUCCCUACGAGUACAAUGAUGGUUACCCAACGUCGCACUACGACCCGCCCUUCCAGACUGUCCCACAAGUGCCACCAGAGCCAUGGGUCACAGCCUCACAAAGUCACGAUCUAGCACUGAUCAACAAUGGAGUUGGAGCUCCAAACCUGACUCAUUAUCUGCCUCAGCGGACAGACGUAGCCACCCCAGACACCAAGCCACCUCCAGGCCUGCUGGGUCCCAGUCCAGCACCCAUCGCCUACCAGACAGGCACAAACGGCCCCUGCUUCACCGGCUCAGGGCCUAUACAGCUGUGGCAGUUCCUGCUUGAGCUGCUUACUGAUAAAAAACAACAGCAACAUAUCUCAUGGACGGGUGACGGAUGGGAAUUCAAACUAACUGACCCUGAUGAGGUGGCGCGGCUGUGGGGCCUCAGAAAGAACAAGCCCAAGAUGAACUACGAGAAACUCUCGCGAGGCCUCCGCUACUACUAUGACAAAAACAUUAUUCACAAGACGGCCGGCAAGCGAUACGUGUACCGCUUCGUUUGCGACCUCCAGUCACUCCUUGGCAGGUACACCCCUGAGGAGCUUCACGCCAUGGUUGAUCUCAAGCCGGAAAAGAAGGACGAUGACUGAGCUCCAGUACGAGUUCAGCACCACCCUUCCCCCUUUGUGUCGGCAGGGCGGGCUGCCGGAUACCGGGCACCAGGCUCGCCUCGUUAGUGUCGCUAUGUGGCACAAGUUGCCCACCGACUCACAAAAGAAGAAAAGCGUCUGUAACAGUUUUGCCUGUGUCUGGCAUAUGUUACUGUAAAAAUAUAGUACAUAUAUACAAAUUAGACCUUGUUAAAUGGAUUUUUUUUUUUUUGACAGUGUUUCACCGCAAAUGUGGAACUAUUUUUAAUAUCUUUAUUUUUGUAAAUACAAUACGCCAUUAAUGUCGGGCAUUUAGAAUAGAGCGUACGUGUGCAUAGUGAGAGUUGAGGGGCGGCAAAGGCAACACUACUGCCUCGGCCCCACUUUGGCCCGGUAGGCGUCAUGUAAUCAGCCAAUUGUACCUGUACUUGUUCUCUGCACAAGACCCGACUAUAUAAUUAAACUUAAUGUUAGCUAUGGAGUAGUGAGUGAUUUAUGGAGAUAACUGGAGUGCUUUCAAAACUACAAGUGCUAUGAUUUAGUGUCAAAACCAAAAAUUGUCACAGAUUGGAGUGGCCAGUUUUGCAUUACUUCUGUAUGAGUGAACUGUUAUAGCCCUUAGUCUGCUGUCCCACCUUCGAGAGGCUUUCCAAAGACGGCGGCCGGGAGGGGAAACCAGCUGGAGGAAGCGGCGGCGAAGGCCCUUCAGUAGUCUCUUGCCUUGUGGUCGGAGCACGACUUUCCCCGACGACAGAGACUCAUCGUGCCUUUAGGUCUACAAUCGGAGAGAGAACUGUCCGAGCCUCGCCCAGCGAUCCUCCACCCCGCCAAACCCGUACCUGCAUCCCGCACACCCGCCACUCACCUGGCGAGGCGGGUCUUGGAAGAGGAUGUGAUGAUGAUGUCAAAAUGUAACUCCAGGUCACAAUUACUGACUGUGAUGUAUAAGCAAAGCGUGUUACAUUAAAGUCACUAUUCUGA
Messenger RNA from Scylla paramamosain (green mud crab), 2939 nucleotides. RefSeq names its product ETS-like protein pointed (gene pnt). Gene Ontology annotation, biological process: regulation of transcription by RNA polymerase II; cell differentiation. The record is from RefSeq and is a predicted model, not a curated record. Gene Ontology annotation, cellular component: nucleus. The transcript is spliced from 7 exons. Bases 360 to 1958 code for a protein of 532 amino acids. Lineage: Eukaryota; Metazoa; Arthropoda; Malacostraca; Decapoda; Portunidae. Gene Ontology annotation, molecular function: sequence-specific DNA binding; DNA-binding transcription factor activity, RNA polymerase II-specific.